CCUCCUCCCUCAUCCACACCCCCGGCCCUCUGUCUGAUCCAUCUUCUCUCUGAAGUAAGCUUGAAUAUCUGACAGUGCAAGCAAAGCAAAGCAAGCACCAAAGGCUAAUAUUUCUCUUGAUAUAAUUCCUACUAGAAACAGAAGUACAGAACCAACCCUCUUCUUCCAUAAGUGCGUCUCCUCCUCUUUCCUGUAUCCGGCUCAUCGCCCACAUGACAGCAGCUGGGCGAGGCGAGGCCGCUAGUCACCUCACUGGCCGGCUGCAAUGGUGGUGGAAGCUGCAAAGGCUGAGGGCCUUGCCCCCUCCCUGCUCCUUUGUCCUCUCCAUUAGCCCUUGACGCAACAAGAGAAGGCCAGAAGCAUCAGCAGCAACAGCAAGAAGCAUCUUCUCUCUGGAGCCGCGGAGCCGCCGAGAAGAGGACGACGGAUCAGGAGGACCAGGAGGAGGCAUGGAUCUUUCUGGCACGCAGGGCGAGCUCGCGAUCCCAAUGCACGCCAACGUCGCGUCGCCCUACGGAGGCGGCGGCGGAGGCGGCCAUGUCCUGCAGCAGCUGCACGGCCGUGGUGACCACGGCAGCAACAACAAUGGCCAGCAGUCUCCGGUGUCGGCGGCGGCGCUGACGCCGUCCCCGCCUGUUGCCGCGGUGGAGGAGACGGAGAGCUCCGGGAAGAAGCGCGGGCCGGUGGCCGGCGCCAGCUCCGCGGUGAAGUACCGGGAGUGCCUCAAGAACCACGCGGCGGCCAUCGGCGGGAACGCCACCGACGGGUGCGGCGAGUUCAUGCCCAGCGGCGAGGAGGGCUCGCUGGAGGCGCUCAAGUGCUCCGCCUGCGGCUGCCACCGCAAUUUCCACCGCAAGGAGGUGGACGACGACGACGACGACGUGUACGCCGCCGCCGACGGCUUCAGCGGCCUGGGCCUGGGCCACGGGCACCGCGCCGCCCGCCGUCUCCUGGCGCCCGCCAUGGCGCACCCGCACCACAAGACCGGCGGCGGCGGCGGGCUCCUGAUCUCCGGUGCCGACCCCUACGGCGCCUACGCGGCGUCGCGCGCGCUCCCUCCGGCGCUUCCGCCGCCGCCGGGGCACGGGCACGCCCACCACCACCAGUACGUGAUGCCGCUGAACAUGAUGCACACCUCGGAGUCCGACGAGAUGGAGGGCGGCGGAGGCGGCGCGGUCGCAGGCUGCGUCGACGCGGCGCGCGGCGGCGGCAGCGGCGGGUCGUCGUCGUCCAGGAAGCGGUUCCGCACCAAGUUCACCCCGGAGCAGAAGGCGCGCAUGCUGGAGUUCGCGGAGCGCGUGGGGUGGCGCCUCCAGCGGCUGGACGACGGCAUGGUGCAGGCCUUCUGCCAGGAGAUCGGCGUGAAGCGGCGCGUGCUCAAGGUGUGGAUGCACAACAACAAGCACAACCUCGCCACCAAGCGCCUGGAGGCCUCGCCGGCGGCCGCGCAGGAGCAGCAGGCGAUGGCGCCGGGCAUGGCGUCGCCGCCGCCGCCGCCACCACCGCAGCACCACAUGCCUCUUCACAUGCCCGCUGCAGUCAUGCCGCCGCCGCCGCCGCCGCUGCCAACGCAGACCGGGCCGUCCUGCCACCGCGGCGGUCCCGGCUCCCCGCUGCCGCUCAAGCUCGAGUGACCACCGACAACCUGACAAAGAAGAAGAAGAAGAAGAGGGUGGCCACCAUUGAUCCGUCCUGGUAAGUGGGUAACCUAGCUAGCUAGCAGACCAACCGACCAGCCGACCGCAUCGAUGGCCAUUUCACUGUUCCAUUAAUCCAUUCCGUCCCAAAGAUCGUCGUCGAAGCAGGGAGAGAAGUGCGUGGUGAUGAACUUUUCUUGAUUGAAACAACAAAACGAACAAGUCGAGGUUAUUAUCGUCAUUUUUUUUCCUCUCCUGGUGUUUUUGUUGGUUUGUCACAAUGUAGGGGAGCAAGCAAGCAAGCAUGCAUGAUAGUAUAGUAGUAGCUGAUCGAUUUCAACUGGACUGGGCUCCUGGAUUUCCUUCCAAUUUUUCUUUUUUCUGAUCUGAUGGUGGCUAUUUAUGUUACUAUUUAUUAUUCAUUUUCAUGGCUGCUGCUAGUAGAAUCGAGCUCUGACUUUGAAUC
Messenger RNA from Sorghum bicolor (sorghum), 2103 nucleotides. Its product is annotated as zinc-finger homeodomain protein 4. The record is from RefSeq and is a predicted model, not a curated record. The transcript has 2 exons. Gene Ontology annotation, cellular component: nucleus. Gene Ontology annotation, biological process: regulation of DNA-templated transcription; regulation of developmental process. Gene Ontology annotation, molecular function: DNA-binding transcription factor activity; transcription cis-regulatory region binding. NCBI's taxonomy places the organism in Eukaryota, Viridiplantae, Streptophyta, Magnoliopsida, Poales, Poaceae. Bases 450 to 1634 code for a protein of 394 amino acids.